Messenger RNA from Suncus etruscus (white-toothed pygmy shrew), 1711 nucleotides. RefSeq names its product cholinergic receptor nicotinic beta 3 subunit (gene CHRNB3). The record is from RefSeq and is a predicted model, not a curated record. The transcript is spliced from 6 exons. Gene Ontology annotation, biological process: nervous system process; signal transduction; regulation of membrane potential. Gene Ontology annotation, cellular component: postsynaptic membrane; synapse; neuron projection. Lineage: Eukaryota; Metazoa; Chordata; Mammalia; Eulipotyphla; Soricidae. The coding region runs from base 141 to 1520 and encodes 459 amino acids. Gene Ontology annotation, molecular function: transmembrane signaling receptor activity; acetylcholine-gated monoatomic cation-selective channel activity.
ACAUUUUCUUCUCAUUUCACGUGCUCACUUGCCUGGAAGGGUUUCCACUUUGGACUUUGGUCCUGCAUUUUCUCUCUAAAGCCCCCUUCUAAAGGAAAUAUUCUGCUGUGUAAUUGGCUUCUCCAGCUGAAGCUGACAUCAUGAUGGGGGCAGAUUUUAUUUUGAUGUUCUUCGUCCUUUAUGCCACUCCAUCAGCUUCUGCAGGACUUCGUUCAACAGCUGAAAAUGAAGAUGCCCUCCUCAGACAUUUAUUUCGAGGCUAUCAGAAAUGGGUUCGCCCUGUAUUAAAUUCAAAUGAUACCAUAAAAGUAUAUUUUGGGCUGAAAAUAUCUCAGCUGGUAGAUGUGGAUGAAAAGAAUCAGCUGAUGACAACCAAUGUGUGGCUUAAACAGGAAUGGACAGACCACAAAUUACGUUGGAAUCCUGAUGAAUAUGGUGGCAUUCAUUCCAUUAAAGUUCCAUCAGAAUCUCUCUGGCUUCCUGACAUAGUUCUCUUUGAAAAUGCUGAUGGCCGUUUUGAAGGUUCCCUCAUGACCAAAGUGAUCGUGAAAUCCAAUGGAACCGUCGUUUGGAACCCUCCCGCCAGUUAUAAAAGUUCCUGCACUAUGGAUGUCACGUUUUUUCCGUUUGAUCGGCAAAAUUGCUCCAUGAAAUUUGGGUCCUGGACCUAUGAUGGUACUCUGGUUGAGCUCAUUUUGAUCAAUGAAAAUGUUGACAGAAAAGACUUCUUUGAUAACGGAGAAUGGGAAAUACUAAAUGCAAAAGGGAUGAAAGGAAAUCGCAGAGAUGGACUAUAUUGGUAUCCAUUCAUCACUUACUCCUUUGUCCUGAGACGUCUGCCUCUCUUCUACACCCUUUUCCUCAUAAUCCCCUGCUUGGGGCUGUCUUUUCUCACAGUCCUGGUCUUCUAUUUGCCAUCAGACGAAGGGGAGAAACUCUCCUUGUCCACCUCUGUUUUGGUUUCCCUGACAGUUUUUCUUUUAGUCAUUGAAGAAAUAAUCCCAUCUUCUUCCAAGGUCAUUCCUCUCAUUGGAGAAUAUCUCUUAUUCAUUAUGAUUUUCGUUACCCUGUCGAUCAUUGUGACCGUUUUCGUGAUCAAUGUUCACCACAGAUCUUCUUCGACUUACCAUCCCAUGGCCCCCUGGGUCAAGAGGCUAUUUCUGCAAAAACUUCCAAAAUUACUCUGUAUGAAGGACCGCACGGAUCACUCCUCUUUCCAGGAUGAAGAUGAGAGUAAACCAGUUGUGAAAGGGAAAGUCCUGGGUAAAAAGAAGCAAAAGCAAAUGAGUGAGGGAGAAAAAGUUCUGGUUGCUUUCCUGGAAAAAGCUGCUGAUUCCAUUAGAUACAUUUCUCAACAUGUGAAGAAAGAGCAUUUUAUCAGCCAGGUAGUUCAAGACUGGAAAUUUGUAGCUCAGGUUCUUGACCGAAUCUUCCUAUGGCUCUUCCUCACAGCAUCAGUCGCAGGCUCAAUUCUGAUUUUUACUCCCGCUUUGAAGAUGUGGCUGCAUAGUUACUCCUAAGACAAAGUCAUCAGAACAAACUAAAAUACAUUCCAUAAAAAUAAAAUUAAACCUAAAACCAAUAUCCAGCUAGCAUAUGCAUGCUAUUCAAAUCCUGUUUUUCCAAAGGCCUGUACUGUCCUCCAGGACAUUGACCCUUGGUAACUGGGUUUGCCCAUAUUUAAUUCAAGACACUAUAAGACUGAGUUGAA